This is a messenger RNA of Corythoichthys intestinalis (scribbled pipefish), 4004 nucleotides long. RefSeq names its product retinal pigment epithelium-derived rhodopsin homolog (gene rrh). The coding region runs from base 110 to 1120 and encodes 336 amino acids. Gene Ontology annotation, molecular function: G protein-coupled photoreceptor activity. The transcript has 7 exons. Gene Ontology annotation, cellular component: plasma membrane; photoreceptor outer segment. The record is from RefSeq and is a predicted model, not a curated record. NCBI's taxonomy places the organism in Eukaryota, Metazoa, Chordata, Actinopteri, Syngnathiformes, Syngnathidae. Gene Ontology annotation, biological process: phototransduction; visual perception; cellular response to light stimulus.
UGUUUUUAGAAAAGAGCAUCAUUUUUAAGGAGCUCUUCUCAAUUUUUGUCAUUAUUUGGACAUAUUUUCUUGCAACGGUACUUCACAUUUUUGGUUGACAUUUCCUACAAUGGGAACUUUGACUGGCCUCAACAUAUCAAAUGAGGAUAUACCUUAUGGAGGAAAAAGUUCUUUUUCCCAACUGGAGCACAACAUUGUGGCUGGAUAUCUUAUUACUGCUGGGAUCAUCAGUCUGUUAAGCAACAUUGUUGUUCUUUUAAUGUUUGUGAAGUUUAAGGAACUCCGCACUGCUACCAACUUUAUUAUCAUUAACUUGGCUUUUACUGAUAUCGGAGUGGCUGGCAUUGGUUACCCUAUGUCAGCAGCCUCUGACAUCCAUGGAAGCUGGAAAUUUGGCUACAAUGGCUGCCAGAUUUAUGCAGCUCUCAACAUCUUCUUUGGCAUGGCUAGCAUUGGCCUGUUAACUGUGGUGGCCAUUGACCGAUACCUCACAAUUUGCAGGCCUGAUUUAGGGCAGAAAAUGACAGUACGUUCAUACAAUCUCCUUAUUCUGGCAGCAUGGCUUAAUGCUUUAUUUUGGUCUACUAUGCCUGUAGUGGGCUGGGCUGGCUAUGCUCCAGACCCAACUGGAGCUACAUGCACCAUUAACUGGCGGCAGAAUGAUGCAUCCUUCAUUUCUUACACAAUGACGGUGAUUUGUGUUAACUUUGUCGUCCCUCUGUCCGUCAUGUUUUACUGCUACUACAAUGUGUCUGCCACAGUGAACAGAUACAAGGCAAACAACUGCCUAGAUAACAUUAAUAUUGACUGGUCGGAUCAGAUGGACGUAACAAAGAUGUCCAUUGUGAUGAUCGUAAUGUUCCUCGUGGCCUGGUCUCCAUACUCCAUGGUGUGUCUGUGGGCAUCUUUCGGUGACCCCAGCACAAUCCCUGCGCCCAUGGCCAUCAUCGCCCCUCUUUUUGCCAAGUCGUCCACCUUUUACAACCCCUGCAUAUAUGUUAUUGCUAACAAAAAAUUCCGAAGAGCUAUCAUUGGCAUGAUCCGGUGUCAAAGCAGACAGCGUGUCACCAUUAAUACUCAGGUUCCAAUGACAACAUCUCAACAGCCUCUGGCUCAGUGAGACGACUGCUUUGGUUUCACAACGUGAUGCUGUAAUUCAGGGAAUUAAUACACAUAAUUAGCAUCAAAUAAAUCACUUUCCAUUGUGGUGUAUAUGUUUUAUGAGACGGCGCGAAGCUUUCAAUGUUUUCAGACAUAGGACUGUUGUAACACAUUAGUACAAGUGGUAGUAUUUGGUUUGUGCCAACUUUACAGGGCUGAAAUUUACAAAAAAAUCUUACAUCAUAUAUUCUAUACUGUAUACAUUUUUAAUGGAAAAGAUCAUUUUAAUUCAAUAUCAUCAUGUAUAUUCUAAAAUGGAUUUCCCUAGGAAUAUAAGUCUUCACAAUGUAAAAAUAAAUUGACUAUUGCUAUGUAUGUCAUUUAGUUAGAGGACAUUUCUCUCUAGCCACAUUUGUAUCUCAUUCUCAUUCGCUUGGAUCCAUUUAAUGUUAUUUUUGACGGUCUCCAGUGCUUGCUGUCUUGGAAUCACUCCAGCACCAGCAUCAGGAGUGAGACUGAAGAAAUGCUCCAUCUGCAAGAUAAGCACAUGGCACAUUUAACACUUGCAACACACACACAUGAAACACUCCCAACAAAAACACAUAUCAUCUGGUCAAAUCUCACUACUUAACUAAUGUAUGGUAUAUUUAGAGGGCCAUAGGGAGUAAGGGAGUGCCCAAAAAAUGGAUUAUUAGAUGCAUCGCGAUUUGUCACGUGACGAUUCGAUUACGAUUCAUAAAUGUUCAAAAAUGAUGAUUUUCCCUAAUACCGUACUGGCUCGAAUAUAAGACGGCCCUGAUUAUAAGACGACCCCCUCUUUUUCAAGACUCAAGUUUGAAAAAAGAUUUUUGAACACCAAAUUAAUUUUUAUACAGAAAAUAAUUACAGUACAUCUGAAACAAAGGAUUAUAACAAUAUAUUUGAGAGAAAAAGCAUGUUAUUUUGCCUCAUUCAAAUCUUAAUAUCUGAAAAUUUAAAUAUGUAAACUAAAGUGCAAUCACAUUCGUGAAUGAAUGGCUUCUGGUUUUUGAAAUGUAAAUAAACCAAUCUAUUGUGAUAGAAAAAAAAUUUUUUUUGCAAUAGCUGCAUUAACCAUCAAAGUGAAGUCUAACUGUAAUUGUAGUCUUGAAACAAAUCUGAAUAAGGAAAAACAUUGCAAUAAAAUAAUGCAAACUGGUUAAACUUGAGAGUAGCUUAGAUCUGCCAUGACAGAGCAUUGCUUCAAUGAUAUUUGGCGCCAUCUAGCGUCGUGAAUGGGUAUAAUGUCUAGACCGCGAAUAUAAGACGACCCCCACUUUUUCAGUCUUAUUUCAAUGCAAAAACACCGUCUUAUAUUCGGACCAAUACAGUAACUUUAUCAUAGCCACUCGUAGCAGAACGGAUUUUGAGACACGUCUAGCGCCUUUAACGGAUGCACGCACAACGUUAUGAUGGAUGCUGCCUGUUACUGAGCGAGAGAUUUACUCCUUUUCAAAAGACUGGAAAAUAAAUUUGUGUAUGAGACAGGCAGGGACCCGGCGGUACCGCUUCUAUGCGCAACUUAUUUUUUAGAGCGAGAGGGAAAGAGAGAUAGUUUGUUGCUCCUUGUCUUUCAAUUGUCCAGCAGUAGGUUCAAAUCGUGUUAAUUGGAAAAAGUCCCUCGUGUUUUGCUAAGUCCCGUGUCUGUCUAUCAGAGGUGAGUACGCGAACCCUCUUGUGCUGUUUAGCCUUUAUUGUUGUUGUUUUUGAGAUGUUACUAGUUAGCGCCGAGCACUAUGCUGAUUAGCGACUUCGCUAACAUGUAUUUCCAUGUCAAGUUGUGCGUUUUUUGAAUUACUCCAGAUGCAGAACUUUUAAAACCAGGAUUAAGUACAGCGGUAACACUACAAACAUGCGAAAUAGUACAGAAAUCUGUGAAAACAAAGUAUAAUGGUUAAAAGACGCCUUAUUACUUAUGACAUUUUGUUUCCAGAAAAUGUGGAAUUCAUUCCACCAGUGUAAAUUUUAUUGUAUUGUUGAGAGAGAUAGGUACUGUCUUUCAAACAGCUAAUGUUUAUGCACCUUCUUGUGAAAAAGAGAUUCUCAAGGUCAGCUGUGUUUUGUAUGGGCAUGUUGAGAAAUAGGUACUGCCUUUAAAAUGGUUAAUGUUUUUGCACUUUGUUGUAAAAAUAAAUAAAUAAAGGCAAUUUAAGGGCAGCUUUUUAUUGUAUGGGCAUGUUUCCAUCGUUCCUGUUGAAUCAUUUGGAUAUUUUAAAUAAAUAAUGCACAUACAGUAAAUUUGUUUGUCUACAUUGUAAAUGAGUAAUGUACGAUGCAUCGAUAAUCUUGAUAAUCGUGAUAACCGCGAUCUUCGUCAAAACCGUGAUCAUCGUUCACUAAUCGAAUCGUAGCACCCUGAAUCGUAAUCUAAUCGAAUCGUGGGAUGCCUAAGAAGGCACACCCCAAAUAGAGAGGUUAUUGUAUUGGAACCGCCAACAAUUCAAGUUUCAGGAACAAAACAUGCUAUCAAGUGUCAUAGUAUUUAAACUUGUCAACAUAUAACUACAUAAAUGCAGUAAAGGCCAAAACUUUGGACACACUUCAUCAAUUGUGCGUUUUCUAUAUUUUCAUUACUAUUUACAUUGUAAAUUCUCAUUGAAAGUAAUAAAAACUAUGAAUGAACACUUGGAAUUAUGUACAGUACUUAACAAAGAAAAAGUGAAAUAACUGAAAGCAGAUGUUAUAUUCGACUUUCUCUGAAGUAUCCACCUUUUGCUCCGAUUACUUUUUUGCACACUUUUGGCUCUCUCUCAAUGAGCUUUAAGAUGCAGUCACCUGAAAAGGUUUUCACUUCACAGGUAUGCCUUAUCAAGGUUAAGUGGAAUUUCUUGUUUUUCACUAGGGUUGGAACCAUCAUUUGUAUUACAUUGAAUUACAUGUAUCCA